Messenger RNA from Clupea harengus (Atlantic herring), 3765 nucleotides. RefSeq names its product adaptor related protein complex 1 associated regulatory protein (gene ap1ar). Gene Ontology annotation, biological process: negative regulation of substrate adhesion-dependent cell spreading; regulation of Arp2/3 complex-mediated actin nucleation; negative regulation of cell motility. The transcript has 10 exons. Gene Ontology annotation, molecular function: kinesin binding; AP-1 adaptor complex binding. Lineage: Eukaryota; Metazoa; Chordata; Actinopteri; Clupeiformes; Clupeidae. Bases 299 to 1246 code for a protein of 315 amino acids. Gene Ontology annotation, cellular component: endosome. The record is from RefSeq and is a predicted model, not a curated record.
GGAAGAGGAAACAAAAGAAAAGCUAACCCUGAGCUAACGUCAGGUGGAGAUCACUCAUGAAGCAAUCUGGGGUAGUUGUGCACUUUCUUAGACAACUAACGUUAUAAUUUGUCAUGUUUACCAGCAAAAGGCCCACCUGGUUUUGCGUUUCUCUGCCUGUAUGUAAAGAGAAGAGAAUGUUUCUAGAAUGAUAAUUCUGGUCAACUGAUAUGGUACAUGCCUGGCUAGCCUGCCAGCUAACUAUCCAGUUUCAACAUAGCUAGCUGAUCAUCCUGGUUCUCUACUUUGACAUAAUGCCAUGGGGAACUGUUGGACUCACUGCUAUGGGUUAUUUAGAAGGGAAGCGAAUAGAAUUCAGCGAGGAGGAGGGUCAAAGUACUUCAGAAGCACUACAACUGGGGAACAUUACACUAUAGAGUUUGAGAACCUUGUUGAAAGCGAUGAGGGAGAAAGUUCGGAAACUUGUCCAAGAUCCCACAGGCCAAUCAGUGAAGAUGAGAUCGGCCACCUGAAGGAGCAUCGCUAUGCUGCCAUUGCAGACCAGCAGACACUGAUCGAUGAGAAGCUGCAUGCUGAGUUAGUGGCACACGAGGAGAAGUUGAGACUAGAAGAGGAGGCUAUAUGUGCUGCCCAACGGGAGGCUGCCCGGUUGGCACGGGAACGAAGGCUGCAGAAGCAGCAACAGGCAGGGGGAGGCAAAGGCAAGCCUGAAGCCGAGACCGCUGCCGCCCACCAGAAAAAGCAUGGCUCGGGCGGCGGGGAGUUUGACGUCUACCUGCAGGGCGUCAAGGCGCAGUCAGAAGCCUUCCGCACCAGCCGGCUAUCAUCUGAGACAAACAUUGUCACCCCGAACACGGAAAGUAGCUGGGACUUCACCAGCAAGACCCGCUCCACAAACGAUGACGGCACCUCUCUGGACCUGGAGUGGGAGGAUGAGGAAGGCAUGAACCGUAUGGGUCCAGCGUGGGAGCGCUCAAAGACUGAGGAGGACAUUCUCCGCGCGGCACUACGGCCUGGCGGGAAGCUGCUGAGUAGCGGCCCCACCUCAGCCUCUGAGGACUCCAACGCCCUGGAGUGGGAGAACGACUUUGUGAGCGCACAUGCCGUGGACAACGAAGACGAGGAGGCGGAGGAGGAGGAUGACGACGAGAAAGAGUACGAGUACGAGGGCUUCGUCAACCCUGUCUUGGACACACCCACAGAAGAUAUCCAGGAGACGUCCAACCUAGAGAAGCAGGAGAGGUAGUCUCAGUGAGCAUCAGAGUAGGCGCAGUCAUCGGAUCACUCCAGGUCCAGUCUCAACUUAAACCUAAACUCCUUCUGUCAGCUGCAGGCCAACCUCAACAAGAGUUGGUCCAGCCAAGACUAGACCAGACCAGGCCAGAAGUCUUUUUCCAGAGUUGUUUUUUUUCUUCUCUGGAAGAUACUGUAGUUGUCUGUAUCACGCAAGACCAAUUCAAGACCUCUACUGGUUGUACUCACAGUCUGAGGGACUGGCCAGUGGAGUACCAGUUUUAAUCCAAAUUGGAGAAUCAGUUUAUUCCAGUAACCAGAGGGGGGAAAAAAUAUUUUCUAAAUUAAGAUGAUUAAGAAGAUUUGAUGGGUGUGUUUGUUCAGCCUUGUUUUUGAAUUGGCCUGAUUUUAGUACGUUGAAUUAUUAAGUGCAAUUCGUGUGGCCUCUGAUUGGAUGUGAGAGAGCUUGUUUUCACAGAGUGGGUAGCAUGAAGACCCCCAUUUCCCUCAUUGUGUCUCCUCAACAGCAACGUUGUCUGCUUGAAAUCAGUGCCUACACGAGAAAUGAGACAGCAAAUCAAUUGUAAAUACAGAAUGCUGCAACCUUUUGGAGAAAAAAAAAAUCAAUUUAAAAUGCUCUUUCUUUUCAAAAAAAAGGUUUACAUCAAGGCGGUGGGCACCAUCUCUUUACCCAGAUGGUCUCUGUUUCUGUAGUAAAGUUGUGGUCUUAAGAUCAAGGUACAGCGAGACACUAACUUAAGAAUUGUUGCUGUUCUGGAACUAACAUCCAAACACAGGCAUGAAGUGCUUGGUGUCUGUGUUGAUCUGGCGUCAGAUCAUCAGAGGGAAAUGUCAAUCUGUUUUGUACGUUUGUUGAUGUUCUACCUCUGGGUUUGAUAAUUCACUAACAGAAAAAAAUCUACAAAACUAACCCCAAACUGCCACUCUAGUCCUUCGAGUCAAUGACACAGAAGAAUGUAGAGAGGGGCCUCAAAAUUCAGUGAUUUAUAACGAUUAUUUUUUACCUUUUUUCUUUUAGAUUUUAGAUGUGAAAUCACAAGGGUUUGGGGGAAAUCUUGCAAACAGAUAAUUCUUUCUCUUGAGGAAUGUAGCGAGCACGUAUUUACAUCACAUAGGUUAGCCGUCACACGUCUUGGGUGGGUUAAGACUACAGAAUACAUGGAGAAAACUUUGGCUUUUCUACAGCACAACCAUUAGCGGGCAUUCAAAAAAAGACCGAAGGCACAAAGGUUGUUAUUUGUUCACAACACAAAUAAAUGACUAAUCGUACAUGAGACUGUACCUAGCAUUCAGAAAGAGCUUACAUUCACUCAUCACAAAGGACCACAAUCUGAAUGAGCUUCUCGCUGUCCUUCAUGUUGUUUCGUCAUUCCUUUUAUCGAAUGUGCUUUUGGGACCAUGGUAAUAUCACAACCAAUGUGUUUGGAAAAAAAAAAGUGUAGCUUAUAGACUCAUUUUUAUAAUGCCUUUUUCAUCCGAAAGAUUGUGAGUGCACUCAGUCAGCCAGUGCACGCUGCUGUGAGUCUGUUUAGAUGCUUUAACAUUCACUGAAGACUAGUGGUCCGUGUCCUCGCUGACGGCCUGUGUGACUAAUAGCUUUAAAUGUACUUGUAUUGUCUCAACACAAGAAGCAAAUGUAUGUUUGCUUCUAGGAUCUACUGCACUCAGUUAUACAAUAUGUUAUAUAUGUUAAAAAAUAAUUAUAAUGAGGUGCAUAUAUCUACUGAAUGAUACUUUAAAGCAGACCAUGUUUUCUUUCGAUAGAUGUCUGGGUUUGGAGGUGAUGUCCUGUCAUUUGGAACACUUUGACUAGAAUAGUGCUGGUCACAAGCUCAAUAAUCAAUAAUCAUCCCCACAGGGCGCUUAUGAGUGCGCUGCCUUGUGUUUCCUGAAAGUGUCAUUGUGCAAUGGCUGUCGCUAAAAAAGAGAAAACUAUUAUUUUCAAUAGUCUUUGUCUUGGUUGCCAUGAGCGUUGCCAUGGGCAUUGCAUGGCGGACACACUCAGGAAAUGCUCCCCUGGUUGGUUUUGGAUGUGAGACUUGAGGACAAACACUCUGAAUCCAUUAGAGACCCCUACAUAAUAUUAGUCAGACGGAUGUCCACACCCUGCCUAAAACACACCAGGAAGUGAAAGUACUGCCAGGGCGGACAAGCGCUUACUGUACACACAGUCAAAGGACAGAUCUGAGCACGGGGAAGUUUGGAAUGGACCAUGUGUGAAAGUGUGUGUUCGUACACAGGAUUGAGUGACUCACUUUCCUCUGAGAGCUAUGUUACAAGAGCUUAAUUGUGCUCUCGUGGUUGGUUGUGUGACUGGCAGGACCAAUGAUGUGUGUUUGAGAAACCUUCAGAGCCUUCUGAUAUUUUUGUUUGUGUGCGUUCAUCUUUUUACGUUGGAGUAAAACCUCCUGUAGAAAUAACAAAAUAAACCUCCUGUAGUUCUGAUUUAACCACACACAAAAAGUAUAUCUGGUGGAUUUUGACAUUGUAAAUAAAAGAAAAAUGAAAGUA